Molecule: messenger RNA, 1176 nt
Organism: Prorocentrum cordatum
Lineage: Eukaryota; Dinophyceae; Prorocentrales; Prorocentraceae
Source: the annotation of a GenBank genome assembly
AUGGCGUUCCUGGCGGUGGUGACCCAAGAGGAGCCGCCGUUGGCCGUCUUCGAGCUCCUGGACAGGGUCCACCAGGUGCUGCUACGGUACCUCGGGGACGUCAGCGAGGACUCGCUCCGGCAGAAUUUUUCCACUGUGUACCUCCUGCUGGACGAGAUGAUAGACAGCGGGCUUCCGUUCACGACUGAGCUGAACAGCCUCGAGUCGAUCAUCGCGCCGCCCUCGGCGAUCGGGAAAGUUGUCCAGGCGGUGUCAGGGAGCAGCACGACGGUCUUGUCCGACGUGCCGCCGGAGGCCGCCGGCACCCCAGCCGGCGGAGCCCUCGGGGCGCUCUCAACGGCCCUGGGCGCCGGGACGCACACCAAGAUAGGCGGCGCUUCGUCAGAGGUGUGGUGGCGGCGGCAGCACGUAGUGUACGCCUCCAACGAGGUCUACGUCGACAUCGUCGAGUCGAUCGACUGCAUAUGCAACGGGAACGGCCAAGUGGUCUCGGGCGGAAUCAAUGGAGACAUCCUGGUCAAUAGCAAGUUGAGCGGGCUUCCCGAGGUUCUGCUCACGUUGCGAAACCCAGGGGUGCUGCAAAACGUUUCCUUCCAUCCGUGCGUGCGGCUGCACCGUUACGAGCGGGACCGGGCGUUGGCCUUCGUGCCCCCAGACGGCGAGUUCACACUCGCCUCUUAUUGGAUUCCCGACACAACCCUUGUCUUGCCGUUCCAUUUCAACGUGUCCCUCACGUAUCAUCAGGAGCAUGCGAAGUUGCAAAUCGUGGCGAACCCGAAAUUGGCAGUGACGAUGCAGCACAAGCAGAUGUUGAUUGACAAGUUCUGCGUCAACGUCCGCCUGCCGUCGUCGAUCGCCUCGGCGACCCUGACUUGCCAGGGAGGCAGCAUCCGCUUCGACGAGGACGCCAAGGUGGUUGUGUGGAACAUCGGCAAGCUCGCUGGCCAGGAGAACAAGGCGGACGGCACUCUGAUCUACGCCACAGACCCCCGAAACGGAUCUCCGAUAGUGCCCUCCGAGGAGAAGUCCACGUCGCAGCUGCACUUUGCAAUCAAGGGCUGGGCCAUCUCAGGUGUCCGGCUCGACGCGUGCGACGUGAGUGGCACCAACUACACCCCGUACAAGGCGAGCAGAUACACGACGACCUCUGGCAGGAUGGAUUUCCGGAUCGCCUAG